Molecule: messenger RNA, 1149 nt
Organism: Ostreobium quekettii
Lineage: Eukaryota; Viridiplantae; Chlorophyta; Ulvophyceae; Bryopsidales; Ostreobiaceae
Source: the annotation of a GenBank genome assembly
AUGGACUUCAUCAAGCUUCCUUGCCAGAGUGUGAGGCGUCCAGCGCGCACAAAUGCUAACCCCCACGACAGGGCCAGGGCUGCCGGACACCGUUGCGGAAAAAGUAAAGCGGGGGGUUGCUGUCAAAUUUGUCGCCGGCGCUUCUGGCUGGCGAGUCUUUGUGCCUUCUUGCUGCUUAUACCUGCAGACUGCGGAGGCGGUCUGCGUCCACUGACCGGAGGGCAAUACGGCGCAGAUACGGAGCCGCCGUUGCUGGACGACUUGGCGGAGGACCAGGUCGAGCAGGAAGCCCGCAAAUUGGGUGCAAUGGACCAGCCUAGUUACUUCAUGCACUUCUGGGACAGGAUAUUGCGCACAUGGGGCAUGUGCAGAGGCCUCCUCUUUCGGGGAAACCAUGUCCUGACGGCACUCGAUUGCAUUGCCAACAUGGGACUGGACAUUGUCGCCGAGUCUAAUGGCAACGCCCUUGCGUCUGACCUGACGGGACUCCCUAUCGGGUGGCCAGUGUUCGAACGCGGUCAGUUAGGACUUGGCGCUGAUGGCCAGGCCCUCGUUGUCGCGACAAUUCCAGGGCACAACUUUGAAGACACUCCAGUACUUGCCGCCAAUAUGCCGGGACAUGGCGUGAGGCCGCACCAGAGAUUGCUCGGCUACGACAUGCGAGAGCAUUUCCCUGCUGUACCGCUUCUGGCGGUGAAUUAUACGGCGUGCCAAGGGCCCGGCUUGGUGGGAGAAAGCGGCUUCUGUGCUCUCCUGCCACCUGGGGGGACCAUGCCAGGGGACAUUCCGCUCAUGCUGGUUUUCGACGAGGAGAGCGUCAGGACGGGGGCGCUGGCGACGCACCUCCUCGUCGGAGCAUGUUUGCGCGUCAAAAUUUCUUCUGAUGCCACCAUUCCUGAAGGGCGCUACAAAGGUUGGAUGGCCAUCUCUUGCCUUCCGAUCGACAAGUUAUCGGAAUGGUUGGAAGAGGUUACACGGCCUGUGGCACGCAACAAGCCCCCCCCCCCAGGAGUCGAGGACUACUUGAAGACAACCGUGGCACUGACGGCGAUUUGGCUGGCCCUGGAGGUCCUCAAGCGGAUUGCAGCGUUUCUCGUGUUUGCUGCAUAUGAUCACCUGGCCCUGGACAGCUAUGUCUUGCGGAAUUGA